Messenger RNA from Diospyros lotus (date-plum), 967 nucleotides. Its product is annotated as syntaxin-125-like. The transcript has a single exon. Gene Ontology annotation, biological process: vesicle fusion; intracellular protein transport; exocytosis. The record is from RefSeq and is a predicted model, not a curated record. Gene Ontology annotation, molecular function: SNAP receptor activity; SNARE binding. Gene Ontology annotation, cellular component: endomembrane system; SNARE complex; plasma membrane. Lineage: Eukaryota; Viridiplantae; Streptophyta; Magnoliopsida; Ericales; Ebenaceae. The coding region runs from base 22 to 936 and encodes 304 amino acids.
UGAUAGACAAUAGUAGCCAAGAUGAACGAUUUGUUUUCGGGUUCAUUCAAAAAGUACACAGAUCUUAGGCAACAGACUUGCCAAGAUGAUGUGGAGAGACAAGCCGGAAACGAGGAGGAUAAUCUUGAUAGUUUCUUUCGGGAUGUUGAGAAUGUGAAAGAUGACAUGAAAAUAGUUGAGCAAUUGCACAAGAAAUUGCAGGAAUCCAAUGAAAAGAGCAAGACUGUCCACAAUGCCAAAACCAUGAAACAGCUCAGAGCCCAGAUGGACUCAGAUGUUGAACAGGUCCUGAAGCAGGUCAAGAUCAUUAAGAAGAAGCUUGAAGCCCUUGACCGGUCGAAUGCGGCUCACCGGAAACUCCCCGGUCAGGGUCCGGGGUCAUCUGCCGAUCGUACCAGGGUUUCAGUGGUCAGCGGAUUGGGAAAGAAACUCAAAGGCAUGAUGGAUGAUUUUCAGGCCUUGCGAACCCAAAUGGCAGAUGAAUACAAGGAAACGGUUGGGCGCAGGUAUUUCACAAUCACCGGAGAGAAGCCUGAGGAAGACAUGAUUGAAAACUUGAUAGCAAGCGGCGAGAGUGAAAGUUUCCUACAAAAGGCCAUUCAGGAACAAGGCAGAGGUCAGAUUCUUGACACCAUAUCAGAGAUUCAAGAAAGACAUGAUGCAGUGAAGGAGAUAGAGAAGAAUUUACUCGAGCUGCAUCAGGUGUUCCUGGACAUGGCUGCACUUGUGGAAGCUCAGGGGCAGCACCUCAAUAGCAUUGAAAGCCAUGUAGCACAUGCAAGUUCGUUCGUGAGAAGAGGGACCGAGCAGCUUCAAGAGGCCAGGGAAUACCAGAAGAGCUCGAGGAAGUGGACAUGCUACGCCAUCAUCCUGGGAAUUAUCCUUGUUGUACUCAUUCUUCUACCCGUCUUACUACCAUUGUUGUUUCCAAAGUAGGAAGGCGCCAUAAUCGAGGGCUGGCUUGCAC